This is a messenger RNA of Candida albicans SC5314, 5130 nucleotides long. RefSeq names its product Int1p (gene INT1). The transcript is spliced from 2 exons. Gene Ontology annotation, cellular component: cellular bud neck contractile ring. The coding region runs from base 1 to 5130 and encodes 1709 amino acids. Lineage: Eukaryota; Fungi; Ascomycota; Pichiomycetes; Serinales; Debaryomycetaceae. Gene Ontology annotation, biological process: protein localization to bud neck; axial cellular bud site selection. Gene Ontology annotation, molecular function: GTP binding. The record is from RefSeq and is a predicted model, not a curated record.
AUGCAAACCUCAAUAUCAACGACAACAAUAGAAGAUCAUCUUCACCACUACUCCCCGGAAGAAUCACAGAAAUUGUUAUCUCGAGAAUCCAGUAUUAACACAGAUUUAUUUAAACAUGAGAAUGAAUCAGUAGAUCUAUUGUUAAAAGAAAUGAACUCAACUCCAAGUAAAUUAUUACCGAUAGAUAAACAUUCUCAUUUACAAUUACAGCCUCAAUCGUCCUCGGCAUCAAUAUUUAAUUCCCCAACAAAACCAUUGAAUUUCCCCAGAACAAAUUCCAAGCCGAGUUUAGAUCCAAAUUCAAGCUCUGAUACCUACACUAGCGAACAAGAUCAAGAGAAAGGGAAAGAAGAGAAAAAGGACACAGCCUUUCAAACAUCUUUUGAUAGAAAUUUUGAUCUUGAUAAUUCAAUCGAUAUACAACAAACAAUUCAACAUCAGCAACAACAGCCACAACAACAACAACAACUCCCACAAACCGACAAUAAUUUAAUUGAUGAAUUUUCUUUUCAAACACCGAUGACUUCGACUUUAGACCUAACCAAACAAAAUCCAACUGUGGACAAGAUAAAUGAAAAUCAUGCACCAACUUAUAUAAAUACCUCCCCCAACAAAUCAAUAAUGAAAAAGGCAACUCCUAAAGCGUCACCUAAAAAAGUUGCAUUUACUGCAACUAAUCCCGAAAUUCAUCAUUAUCCAGAUAAUAGAGUCGAGGAAGAAGAUCAAAGUCAACAAAAAGAAGAUUCUGUUGAGCCACCCUCAAUACAACAUCAAUGGAAAGACCCUUCUCAAUUCAAUUAUUCUGAUGAAGAUACAAAUGCUUCAGUUCCACCAACACCACCACUUCAUACGACGAAACCUACUUUUGCGCAAUUAUUGAACAAAAACAACGAAGUCAAUCUGGAACCAGAGGCAUUGACAGAUAUGAAAUUAAAGCACGAAAAUUUCAGCAAUUUAUCAUUAGAUGAAAAAGUCAAUUUAUAUCUUAGUCCCACUAAUAAUAACAAUAGUAAGAAUGUGUCAGAUAUGGAUCUGCAUUUACAAAACUUGCAAGACGCUUCGAAAAACAAAACUAAUGAAAAUAUUCACAAUUUGUCAUUUGCUUUAAAAGCACCAAAGAAUGAUAUUGAAAACCCAUUAAACUCAUUGACUAACGCAGAUAUUCUGUUAAGAUCAUCUGGAUCAUCACAAUCGUCAUUACAAUCUUUGAGGGAUGACAAUCGUGUCUUAGAAUCAACGCCUGGGUCACCUAAGAAGGUUAAUCCUGGAUUGUCUUUAAAUGACGGUAUAAAGGGGUUCUCUGAUGAGGUUGUUGAAUCAUUACUUCCUCGUGACUUAUCUCGAGACAAAUUAGAGACUACAAAAGAAAAUGAUGCACCAGAACACAACAAUGAGAAUUUUAUUGAUGCUAAAUCGACUAAUACCAAUAAGGGACAACUCUUAGUAUCAUCUGAUGAUCAUUUGGACUCUUUUGAUAGAUCCUAUAACCACACUGAACAAUCAAUUUUAAAUCUUUUGAAUAGUGCAUCACAAUCACAAAUUUCGUUAAAUGCAUUAGAAAAACAAAAGCAAAUACAGGAACAAGAACAAACACAAGCAGCAGAGCCUGAAGAAGAAACUUCGUUUAGUGAUAAUAUCAAAGUUAAACAAGAGCCAAAGAGCAAUUUGGAGUUUGUCAAGGUUACCAUCAAGAAAGAACCAGUUCUGGCCACGGAAAUAAAAGCUCCAAAAAGAGAAUUUUCAAGUCGAAUAUUAAGAAUAAAAAAUGAAGAUGAAAUUGCCGAACCAGCUGAUAUUCAUCCUAAAAAAGAAAAUGAAGCAAACAGUCAUGUCGAAGAUACUGAUGCAUUGUUGAAGAAAGCACUUAAUGAUGAUGAGGAAUCUGACACGACCCAAAACUCAACGAAAAUGUCAAUUCGUUUUCAUAUUGAUAGUGAUUGGAAAUUGGAAGACAGCAAUGAUGGCGAUAGAGAAGACAAUGAUGAUAUUUCUCGUUUUGAGAAAUCAGACAUUUUGAACGACGUAUCACAGACUUCUGAUAUUAUUGGUGACAAAUAUGGAAACUCAUCAAGUGAAAUAACCACCAAAACAUUAGCACCCCCAAGAUCAGACAACAAUGACAAGGAGAAUUCUAAAUCUUUUGAAGAUCCAGCUAAUAAUGAAUCAUCGCAACAACAAUUGGAGGUACCGCAUACAAAAGAAGAUGAUAGCAUUUUAGCCAACUCGUCCAAUAUUGCUCCACCUGAAGAAUUGACUUUGCCCGUAGUGGAAGCAAAUGAUUAUUCAUCUUUUAAUGACGUGACCAAGACUUUUGAUGCAUACUCAAGCUUUGAAGAGUCAUUAUCUAGAGAGCACGAAACUGAUUCGAAACCAAUUAAUUUCAUAUCAAUUUGGCAUAAACAAGAAAAGCAGAAGAAACAUCAAAUUCAUAAAGUUCCAACUAAACAGAUCAUUGCUAGUUAUCAACAAUACAAAAACGAACAAGAAUCUCGUGUUACUAGUGAUAAAGUGAAAAUCCCAAAUGCCAUACAAUCCAAGAAAUUCAAAGAGGUAAAUGUCAUGUCAAGAAGAGUUGUUAGUCCAGACAUGGAUGAUUUGAAUGUAUCUCAAUUUUUACCAGAAUUAUCUGAAGACUCUGGAUUUAAGGAUUUGAAUUUUGCCAACUACUCCAAUAACACCAACAGACCAAGAAGUUUUACUCCAUUGAGCACUAAAAAUGUCUUGUCGAAUAUUGAUAACGAUCCUAAUGUUGUUGAACCUCCUGAACCGAAAUCAUAUGCUGAAAUUAGAAAUGCUAGACGGUUAUCAGCUAAUAAGGCAGCGCCAAAUCAGGCACCACCAUUGCCACCACAACGACAACCAUCUUCGACUCGUUCCAAUUCAAAUAAACGAGUGUCCAGAUUUAGAGUUCCCACAUUUGAAAUUAGAAGAACUUCUUCAGCAUUAGCACCUUGUGACAUGUAUAAUGAUAUUUUUGAUGAUUUUGGUGCGGGUUCUAAACCAACUAUAAAGGCAGAAGGAAUGAAAACAUUGCCAAGUAUGGAUAAAGAUGAUGUCAAGAGGAUUUUGAAUGCAAAGAAAGGUGUGACUCAAGAUGAAUAUAUAAAUGCCAAACUUGUUGAUCAAAAACCUAAAAAGAAUUCAAUUGUCACCGAUCCCGAAGACCGAUAUGAAGAAUUACAACAAACUGCCUCUAUACACAAUGCCACCAUUGAUUCAAGUAUUUAUGGCCGACCAGACUCCAUUUCUACCGACAUGUUGCCUUAUCUUAGUGAUGAAUUGAAAAAACCACCUACGGCUUUAUUAUCUGCUGAUCGUUUGUUUAUGGAACAAGAAGUACAUCCGUUAAGAUCAAACUCUGUUUUGGUUCACCCAGGGGCAGGAGCAGCAACUAAUUCUUCAAUGUUACCAGAGCCAGAUUUUGAAUUAAUCAAUUCACCUACUAGAAAUGUGCUGAACAACAGUGAUAAUGUCGCCAUCAGUGGUAAUGCUAGUACUAUUAGUUUCAACCAAUUGGAUAUGAAUUUUGAUGACCAAGCUACAAUUGGUCAAAAAAUCCAAGAGCAACCUGCUUCAAAAUCCGCCAAUACUGUUCGUGGUGAUGAUGAUGGAUUGGCCAGUGCACCUGAAACACCAAGAACUCCUACCAAAAAGGAGUCCAUAUCAAGCAAGCCUGCCAAGCUUUCUUCUGCCUCCCCUAGAAAAUCACCAAUUAAGAUUGGUUCACCAGUUCGAGUUAUUAAGAAAAAUGGAUCAAUUGCUGGCAUUGAACCAAUACCAAAAGCCACUCACAAACCGAAGAAAUCAUUCCAAGGAAACGAGAUUUCAAACCAUAAAGUACGAGAUGGUGGAAUUUCACCAAGCUCCGGAUCAGAGCAUCAACAGCAUAAUCCUAGUAUGGUUUCUGUUCCUUCACAGUAUACUGAUGCUACUUCAACGGUUCCAGAUGAAAACAAAGAUGUUCAACACAAGCCUCGUGAAAAGCAAAAGCAAAAGCAUCACCAUCGCCAUCAUCAUCAUAAACAAAAAACUGAUAUUCCGGGUGUUGUUGAUGAUGAAAUUCCUGAUGUAGGAUUGCAAGAACGAGGAAAAUUAUUCUUUAGAGUUUUAGGAAUUAAGAAUAUCAAUUUACCCGAUAUUAAUACUCACAAGGGAAGAUUCACUUUAACGUUGGAUAAUGGAGUGCAUUGUGUUACUACACCAGAAUACAACAUGGACGACCAUAAUGUUGCCAUAGGUAAAGAAUUUGAGUUGACAGUUGCUGAUUCAUUAGAGUUUAUUUUAACUUUGAAGGCAUCAUAUGAAAAACCUCGUGGUACAUUAGUAGAAGUGACUGAAAAGAAAGUUGUCAAAUCAAGAAAUAGAUUGAGUCGAUUAUUUGGAUCGAAAGAUAUUAUCACCACGACAAAGUUUGUGCCCACUGAAGUCAAAGAUACCUGGGCUAAUAAGUUUGCUCCUGAUGGUUCAUUUGCUAGAUGUUACAUUGAUUUGCAACAAUUUGAAGACCAAAUCACCGGUAAAGCAUUACAGUUUGAUCUCAAUUGUUUUAAUGAAUGGGAAACCAUGAGUAAUGGCAAUCAACCAAUGAAAAGAGGCAAACCUUAUAAGAUUGCUCAAUUGGAAGUUAAAAUGUUGUAUGUUCCACGAUCAGAUCCAAGAGAAAUACUACCAACCAGUAUUAGAUCUGCAUAUGAAAGCAUCAAUGAAUUAAACAAUGAACAGAAUAAUUACUUUGAAGGUUAUUUACAUCAAGAAGGAGGUGAUUGUCCAAUUUUUAAGAAACGUUUUUUCAAAUUAAUGGGUACUUCUUUAUUGGCUCAUAGUGAAAUAUCUCAUAAAACUAGAGCCAAAAUUAAUUUAUCAAAAGUUGUUGAUUUGAUUUAUGUUGAUAAAGAAAACAUUGAUCGUUCCAAUCAUCGAAAUUUCAGUGAUGUGUUAUUGUUGGAUCAUGCAUUCAAAAUCAAAUUUGCUAAUGGUGAGUUGAUUGAUUUUUGUGCUCCUAAUAAACACGAAAUGAAAAUAUGGAUUCAAAAUUUACAAGAAAUUAUCUAUAGAAAUCGGUUCAGACGUCAACCAUGGGUAAAUUUGAUGCUUCAACAACAACAACAACAACAAAGCUCCCAACAGUAA